Molecule: messenger RNA, 894 nt
Organism: Helobdella robusta
Lineage: Eukaryota; Metazoa; Annelida; Clitellata; Rhynchobdellida; Glossiphoniidae
Exons: 10
Coding region: 1-894 (297 amino acids)
Biological process (GO): meiotic DNA double-strand break formation; reciprocal meiotic recombination; meiotic DNA double-strand break processing
Cellular component (GO): nuclear chromosome
Molecular function (GO): DNA binding; DNA topoisomerase type II (double strand cut, ATP-hydrolyzing) activity; ATP binding
Source: RefSeq, a predicted model, not a curated record
AUGACACUAAACGAAUUAAAUAAAAUUUUUAUUCAAGGUAGAAUUUUUAAAGUAUUAUCAACAAUAUAUGCAAAUAUAACCACCAAUUCUCACAGCACUAAAAGAGAUUUGUACUAUCAAGAUCCAAAAGUUUUUGAUUAUAGACAAAGCAUCUUGAAUAGCAUUCUUGAAAAUGUUGUGCUCUUGUUGAAGGUUCCUAGAUGUGUGCUGAAUGUGUACGCCUGCUCUAAAGGGUUGAUGGCUGGGAACUUAAAGUUAACAGAAUCAAAUGGGUUUACUAUUGAUUGCCAAUCGUUUGAAAUGGGAAUCUCGAUACCUUCACGUGUGGAAAGUUGCUCAAAACUUGAAACCGAAGCACAGUUUCUCCUGAUUGUGGAGAAAGAUGCAUCAUUUCAGCGAAUUGUUGAAGACAAGUUUCAUGAGAAACAUGGACCAUGCAUCAUAAUAACUGGCAAAGGCUUCCCCGAUGUUAACACGAGAUUGCUGGUGAAAAUGAUUUGGGAUAAAUUUAAACUUCCUAUCUACUGCCUUGUUGACGCCGACCCGCAUGGUAUAGAAAUUCUAUCUACAUACAAAUAUGGAUCUAAGUCGUUGUGCCGAGAAAACCAUAAACUAGCUGUUCCCAACAUUAAAUGGCUGGGAAUUUUACCUUCAGAUAUAGAAAAGUUGCACAUUCCCAAAGAAGCAUUGAUGCCUUUGACAAAGCUUGAUGUUAAAAAAGCUAAUCGCAUGCUCAAAAAUCAUAUUGCAGAUAACAUUUUAUGGAAAAUGGAGUUGAAAGUAUUGCUGAAACUCAAUAUGAAAGCAGAAAUUCAAUGCCUAGAUAACAUAUCACGAACAUUUCUUGUGAACAUUUAUCUCCCCAAAAAAUUAAGACAUGAGGCAUUCAUUUGA